AUGUUUAAUUUUAAAGUACAUGGACAGCCGCUAGGGCUUGUGACAAUUUUCAUAGCAGCACUAUCCUCCGUUGGAGGUAUGGUUUUUGGUUAUGAUAUUGGUAUGAUAUCAGACAUGCUUCUCAUGAGGGACUUCCUCGAGCGAUUUUCGGACAUUCAAGAGGGAUGUGAUGCUAAUGGUAUGAACUGCGAGACUUACGAGUUUUCCCGAGUCAGAGAGGGUCUUAUCGUUGGUCUUUUGUCGAUCGGUACCUUUGGUGGUGCUCUUCUUGGUGCUCCUCUCGCGGACUUUUUAGGGAGAAGAUGGGCCAUGACGAUCGAGUGUAUCGUAGUCAGUAUUGGAUUCCUCGUACAGAUCACUACAUUUGAAGUGUGGCAGCAAUUCGCAGUCGGUAGACUGAUAGCUGGUCUGGGUGUUGGUGCUUUAUCAGCAGCGGUACCAAUGUACAUGUCCGAGUGCGUCGUAGCUUCUUUCAGAGGUACAGCGGUUGCUUGCUACCAACUUGCCAUUACAUUUGGUAUGCUUUUGGCAUAUUGCUUUUGUUACGGUACCCGCCAGCUAGACAGUGACGCGAGUUGGAGAAUCAUCGUUGGUCUUGGUUAUGCACUCACUUUCACGCUCGGUUUCCAGGUGGAAUCACCACGUUGGCUCAUGAAAAACGACAGAACCGACGACGCAAGAAAUGCGCUCGAAAGAAUUAGAGGUAUCAAGACAGACUAUGAUAGAGCUGUUGUUGAGCAUGACUACCGCGAAAUUGAAACAAAUAUCAACAUGGAGAGGGAGAAUGACGCUCCAUUCUGGCAGUCGUGGAUUGAAUGUUUCGUCGGCUCUCCUGGCUCGAAGAAAUUGGCCUACAGAACCUUCCUUGGAAUGAUGAUGCAAAGUCUGCAACAGCUGACUGGUGCCAACUACUUCUUCUACUACGGUGCCACUAUCUUCCAGUCGGUUGGUAUCGAAGAUUCUUACAUUACACAAAUUAUUAUGGGUGUUGUGAACUUUGUUUGCGUCUUCUUCAGUCUUUAUGUGCUAGAACACUAUGGACGUCGUAGACCACUUUACAUUGGAGGUUUAUGGCAAAUUGUCUCCGAGAGUAACUGCAUUUUGCUAACUGCUAUAAAGAUUUGGCUGCUUAUUUUCGCCUCCGUCGGUGUUUGUCGCCCUCCAAGCGAAUACGAAGGUAUGGGAGAUCUCAUGAUUGUCUCAGCUUGCUUGUUCAUUGCCAGUUACGCCACUACUUGGGGUCCAGCUUGCUGGAUUGUCACUGGUGAGACGUUCCCAACGAGAACAAGAGCAAGACAGGCAUCGCUGGCGACGGCUUCGAACUGGACGUGGAACUUCCUUAUCUCCUUCUUUUCGCCAUUCAUCACUGGUGACAUUGGCUUCGCUUACGGUUACAUCUUCGCUGGCUGCAAUCUCUUCGCGUCAGUCUUUGUCUUCUUCUUCCUCUACGAAACCGCAGGUUUAUCGCUCGAGAAUGUGGACAUAAUGUACUCCACGAAGGGCUUGACAGCCUGGGCAAGCGAGAAGUGGGUCCCACCCGGUUACAAUUCCAGGAGAGAUGUCAUGGAGGCCAACAAGAUGGAUAUCUAUGGUAAUCCGGAAAAUAUCGAGCAUUCUGACAAUGUCGAUCACUCUGAUAAGAGAUUCGAGAGCGAUGAAAACUCGCAAGCUUCAGGUCACCGCGAGUAUACAUCGAAGAAGGAAUCAGCUUAG
Wallemia ichthyophaga EXF-994 is the source of this 1713-nucleotide messenger RNA. RefSeq names its product High-affinity glucose transporter ght1. The transcript is spliced from 5 exons. Gene Ontology annotation, molecular function: carbohydrate:proton symporter activity. Gene Ontology annotation, cellular component: membrane. Gene Ontology annotation, biological process: carbohydrate transport; transmembrane transport. Lineage: Eukaryota; Fungi; Basidiomycota; Wallemiomycetes; Wallemiales; Wallemiaceae. Bases 1 to 1713 code for a protein of 570 amino acids. The record is from RefSeq and is a predicted model, not a curated record.